CCCCAGCCUGCUCCGCUCCUCCGCUCCUCGGCGCGCGAGGGGCCGCGGCGGUUGUGGCGGCGCUGCCCGGCAUGUUUCAGAGCCCGCGGCGGCUCUGCUCCGCCCUGCUGCAGAGGGAAGCCCCCGGCCUGCGCCGCCUGCCCGGCCCCGGGCUGCGUCGCCAGUCGCCCCCGCCGACGGCUGUCCCUCGGCCCGCAACCUCCCGGUUCCUGGUGGCGGCCUCGGCGGCCUCGGGCGCUGCCAGGUCGUGUUCCCGAGCAGCGUCUUCCAUGGGCAACGGGACAAGCAGACUCUACAGCGCGCUCGCCAAGACGCUCAACAGCAGCGCUGCCUCUCAGCACCCCGAGUAUUUAGUGUCGCCCGACUCGGACCAUCUGGAGCCCAUCGACCCCAAGGAGCUGCUGGAGGAAUGCAGGGCCGUGCUGCACACCCGGCCGCCACGCUUCCAGAGGGACUUUGUGGAUGUGAGGACAGACUGCCCCAGCAGCCACCCACCCAUCAGGGUCAUGCAGUGGAACAUCCUCGCCCAAGCUCUUGGCGAAGGCAAAGACAACUUUGUCCAGUGUCCUCUGGAGGCCCUCAAAUGGGAGGAGAGGAAGUGUCUCAUCCUAGAAGAAAUCCUAGCCUACCAGCCUGAUAUAUUGUGCCUCCAAGAGGUGGACCACUACUUCGACACCUUCCAGCCACUCCUCAGUAGACUGGGCUACCAGGGCACAUUUUUCCCCAAGCCCUGGUCGCCGUGUCUCGAUGUUGAACACAACAAUGGCCCCGACGGCUGUGCCUUGUUUUUUCUCCAAAAUCGAUUCAAGCUCAUCAACAGUGCCAAUAUCAGGCUGACAGCUAUGACAUUGAAAACCAAUCAGGUGGCCAUCGCACAGACCCUGGAGUGCAAGGAAUCAGGUCGACAGUUCUGCAUCGCCGUCACCCACUUAAAAGCACGCACUGGGUGGGAGCGGUUUCGGUCAGCUCAGGGCUGUGACCUUCUCCAGAACCUGCAGAACAUCACCCAGGGAGCCAAGAUUCCUCUCAUCGUUUGUGGGGACUUCAACGCAGAGCCAACAGAAGAGGUCUACAAACACUUCGCUUCCUCCAGCCUCAACCUCAACAGCGCCUACAAGCUGCUGAGCGCUGACGGGCAGUCAGAGCCCCCGUACACCACGUGGAAGAUCCGCACCUCGGGGGAGUGCCGCCACACGCUGGAUUAUAUCUGGUACUCUAAGCACGCGCUCAGCGUGAGGGCUGCUCUAGAUUUACUCACUGAAGAGCAGAUUGGGCCCAACCGGCUCCCUUCCUUCAAUUAUCCUUCAGACCACCUGUCACUGGUGUGCGACUUCAGCUUUAACGAGGAACCCGAUGCACUUUUAUGAAGGACUGUCUGCAUCUUUAUGAUCACAAGAGUCUUAAGCAGGGAUGUUGCAGGAAACUGAAAUAGGAGUUGCCCCAGGAAGGAGUCCCAGUUUCAGGACCUUCACUUUCCAUGUUACCAGCUUGCCCUUAGGAAAGAAUCCCAUUAGUUCACAAACU
Messenger RNA from Ochotona curzoniae (black-lipped pika), 1524 nucleotides. RefSeq names its product nocturnin (gene NOCT). Gene Ontology annotation, molecular function: poly(A)-specific ribonuclease activity. Gene Ontology annotation, biological process: circadian rhythm. NCBI's taxonomy places the organism in Eukaryota, Metazoa, Chordata, Mammalia, Lagomorpha, Ochotonidae. The coding region runs from base 72 to 1367 and encodes 431 amino acids. The transcript is spliced from 3 exons. The record is from RefSeq and is a predicted model, not a curated record.